Messenger RNA from Populus trichocarpa (black cottonwood), 1463 nucleotides. RefSeq lists its product as uncharacterized. Lineage: Eukaryota; Viridiplantae; Streptophyta; Magnoliopsida; Malpighiales; Salicaceae. The transcript is spliced from 7 exons. The record is from RefSeq and is a predicted model, not a curated record. The coding region runs from base 248 to 1093 and encodes 281 amino acids.
AAAACCAAACAUUCAUUCGUGGCUCUUGUAAGACAACAAAUGUUUUUGUUGCCCCAUUUCCUUAGGUCUCAUGCUUAAUGGCAUUCGUCCAACACCACGAGUCCACAACCAUCAAGAUCACGAGGCCUAACGCUGUUCAGGUUUCUCAAAACAUAAAUCAUCGAGUGUUGAGAGUUGAGACUCCCUCUGCUCUGCUCUUUUCAUCACCGCGUCUUAAAUUUACUCAAAACUCUAAACACCAUUUCCCAUGACUCAGUCCCUUGCAAACCGAGCUGUCCAACAACGGAGAGUUGUUAUAGAGAACAACCAUGGCGAGAAGCUCUCUGGGAUAUUACAUGAAACUGGUUCUAAACAGCUUGUUAUUGUGUGCCAUGGAUUUCAGUCGUCAAAGGAACGGAUACCAAUGGUAAACCUCGCCGCUGCUCUGGAGAAAGAAGGAAUCAGUGCCUUCCGUUUUGACUUUGCUGGAAAUGGGGAAAGUGAAGGCUCAUUUCAGUAUGGUAACUACCGUAGAGAAGCUGAGGAUUUACGUGCUGUGGUUCAACAUUUUCGUAGGGAGAAUCGUGUGAUAAGUGCAGUUAUUGGACACAGUAAAGGUGGAAAUGUGGUGCUCUUGUAUGCUUCGAAGUACAAUGAUGUCCAUGCAGUGGUUAAUAUUUCUGGCCGGUUUAACCUGGAGAAAGGCAUGGAAGGCCGCCUGGGUAAAGACUUUCUGCUAAGACUCAAACAACAUGGAUAUAUAGAUGUCUUUAAUAGAAAAGGAAAAUUCGAGUAUCGUGUGACUGAAGAAAGUUUGAAGGAUCGAUUAACUACUGACAUCCAUGCAGUCUGCUUGUUGAUUCAACAAGAGUGCAGGGUAUUGACAGUCCAUGGAUCCAUGGAUAAAUUUGUACCGGCUGAAGAUGCUUUGGAAUUUGCCAAGUUCAUACCAAAUCAUAAACUACACAUCAUAAAGGGAGCUAAUCAUGAAUAUACUUCACAUCAAGGCGAGUUAACUUCGGUUGUACUAGAUUUCUUGAGGGAAAAUUUUAAUGCAGAAAAAGACAUGCCUAAGUUACCAUUGAAGGAUCAUCCUUUUCGUUCUCGACUGUGAUAGUUUCACUGACGUCAGAAGAAUAAAUUAGCUCCCUGAGCAAUAGGAGAAAUUAGUUGCAAGUCAUUUGGAAGAGUUCCUGGAGCUACAAGUUGAGCUACUCUGUGUCAUCACUCACCUCCAAUGACAUGACGGCAUGACCUGAAAGUCAGCCUGGUUAAGAAUUUUCCUAGCGACUGUCCACGCAUUUUGGGCAUUGUGUCAUGAGCUUGGCAUCCUGUUGCUCGUAAAUGAAGCUUAAGUCUUGUGAUUCAGCCACACUGCUGUCACAAAUUGUAUGCACUGUUGAACUUGUGAAAAAGCCUAUGGUAAAAAAAACGUAUUCUAUAUUUUUGUGAAUCUCUAAAUACAGCAAAAUCAUUACUAUCAA